Messenger RNA from Lotus japonicus, 1876 nucleotides. RefSeq names its product sugar transporter ERD6-like 7. The record is from RefSeq and is a predicted model, not a curated record. Gene Ontology annotation, cellular component: membrane. Gene Ontology annotation, biological process: transmembrane transport; carbohydrate transport. Bases 192 to 1613 code for a protein of 473 amino acids. Gene Ontology annotation, molecular function: sugar transmembrane transporter activity. The transcript has 18 exons. NCBI's taxonomy places the organism in Eukaryota, Viridiplantae, Streptophyta, Magnoliopsida, Fabales, Fabaceae.
UACUGAAUAUGACAAAAUAGCAGCUAUGUGUGGCACACUACUUGCUCUAAUUUCACUUAUAUAAUAUAACUCAUAGUUUAUAACAUGUAACAAGAUCCCAUCACAGCAUGCUUGCUUGAAUUUGAGUGUCUUGCACAAUUCUCAUAUACAACAAGGAACUAGUGAUCAUUAUACACACAAGUGAAGUGAAGAUGGCCAUCAAAGAGGAUGAGGAAUAUGGGGCAGAGAAAGGAAUCAGAGAGCCACUUGUGGAGGAACAGAACAAGCAGCUGAACCAAGGAAGCAAAGGGCAUCCAUGGAUUGUUUACUUCACUACAUUUGUUGCAGUUUGUGGCUCUUAUGCAUUUGGGGCUUGUGUUGGAUAUUCAUCUCCUACUCAAGAUGCUAUCAGGGAGGAUCUCAAUUUGUCUUUGGCAGAGUACUCUUUGUUUGGCUCCAUCUUGACUUUCGGAGCAAUGAUAGGUGCAAUAACAAGUGGGCCUAUCGCUGAUUUUAUGGGACGAAAAGGGGCAAUGAGAGUGUCAAGUGUUUUCUGUGGUGCAGGGUGGCUUGUUAUUUACUUUUCUAAGGGCCCAGUGCCUUUGGACAUUGGGAGGCUAGCAACAGGAUAUGGAAUGGGAGUUUUUUCAUAUGUGGUUCCUGUCUUCGUAGCCGAAAUUGCACCAAGAGAGCUCCGUGGGGCACUGACUACCUUAAAUCAGUUCAUGAUUGUUAGUGCAGCGUCAGUGUCAUUCAUAAUUGGAAAUGUAAUUUCAUGGAGGGCUUUAGCAUUAAUUGGUCUCAUUCCCACUGCUGUAUUGCUUUUGGGUCUGUUUUUCAUCCCAGAGUCUCCAAGAUGGCUGGCAAAGAGAGGGUGUGGAAAAGAGUUUGUAGCAGCAUUGCAGAUACUUCGCGGCAAAGAUGCUGACAUAUCGCAAGAGGCGGAGGAAAUUCAGGAUUAUAUAACAACUUUAGAAGGGCUCCCAAAACCCAAGCUGCUGGAUUUGUUUCAGCGAAGAUAUUUGCGCUCACUCACGAUUGCAGUGGGACUUAUGGUCUGCCAGCAAUUAGGAGGAAUCAAUGGAGUUGGUUUUUAUGCUAGUAGUAUUUUUCAGUUAGCAGGAUUUUCUACCACCAUUGGGACUAUAUCAAUUGCUUGCCUUCAGAUUGUGGUCACUGGUGUAGGAAUAGCCUUCAUAGAUAAAGCUGGCAGGAAGCCGCUGCUACUGUUAUCUGGAUCAGGGUUGGUUGCAGGAAGUAUAUUAACCGCGGUUGCAUUCUAUCUUAAGGCUCAGGAGAUUAGUGUUGGAGCUGUCCCAGGACUCGCUGUAACUGGCAUACUGGUCUAUGUAGGAUCAUUUGCAAUAGGAAUGGGAGCAGUUCCAUGGGUUGUGAUGUCUGAGAUAUUUCCUGUCAAUAUUAAAGGGCAAGCUGGAAGCUUAGCCACUUUAGUGAACUGGUUUGGGGCAUGGUUAUGUUCCUACACUUUCAACUUUCUCAUGAGCUGGAGCACUUAUGGUACCUUCAUUCUUUAUGCUGCGAUCAAUGCACUAGGUAUAUUAUUUAUAGUUGUGGUGGUGCCGGAAACCAAGGGUAAAAGCCUGGAACAAUUACAAGCAGCCAUUAAUGCGUAGGAAGCAGAGUUUAGUAGUUUGCACUGUGUGCUGGCCACCAGCGGAGGAAGUAGAGUUUUGGACCGUGGCUUAAUAGACAGAGGCAACGGUUUCUCACUGAGACAUAAGUUUGACAAAAUAUUCCACGGUUGAGUAACUGUUGCCUGUUACCUGUUUAGGCAUGUGUGGGAAAGAAAAAAAAGAAGCAAGUUCAUGAUUGAAUUGUUGUAUUUUUUUUUCUCUAACAUAAAUCAAUUCAUUAGAAUAUUUUUUAUUAAUAUUAA